Molecule: messenger RNA, 1551 nt
Organism: Linepithema humile (Argentine ant)
Lineage: Eukaryota; Metazoa; Arthropoda; Insecta; Hymenoptera; Formicidae
Gene: EndoG
Product: Endonuclease G
Biological process (GO): apoptotic DNA fragmentation
Cellular component (GO): nucleus; mitochondrial inner membrane
Molecular function (GO): RNA endonuclease activity; nucleic acid binding; metal ion binding
Source: RefSeq, a predicted model, not a curated record
AAAAGCGGCUCUAUCGUCUUUCCUGUGCAUUCAAAGUGGCAGGCCUUUGGCCUUUUUCAAUGAAAUAUUUCGAUCCACAUAUUUAUGUUGUUAUUUAUGUUAUAUCGGCAUUAUCUAUCACGCAGUCCAUCCACUAUCACUAUCGCGCUACGCAAAAUUCACGUGAAGAGCACAGUAUAAAACAAGUUUUCUAAUCGGUAAUCUGUUCUAAUCUCAAUCCUAACCUCAUCACUUGUGUCGAAGUCGUCGAAGUACACUGGCUUUAUAUAUGUAAGAAAGUGCGAAGGAAAAAUGAGUGCGAGACGAAUGGUGUUUAAUUUGACCGCCUUGACCAGUGCGAGUUUGGGCGGCUGGUAUUUCAGCAAAUUCUUCGAACAGAGACGAUGUUCGAAUGAGGAAAACAAUGGAAUAUACGCGUCGUCGACCGCAGGUAUUCGGAGUAUGCCGGGUUUGCCCUUGUUCGGCACGGUUUCGGCGGCUGUCCCUUUGACACCCGUUGAGGGCAACCCAGAGAUGGGCUCCAAAAUGUCUUCCACCGCCACGAGGGUGUCGCAGAUUAUGAAAUUUGGUUUUCCUGGAUUGGAUCAUGUCAGAUCGUAUGAGGAUUUUGUGCUUUCGUAUGACAGGAGAAACAAAGUAGCCCAUUGGGUAUUUGAACACUUAACUAAAGAAAGACUGCAGUACAACAAUGAAGUUGACCGCGCCAAAUGCGAAUUCAAGUCUGAUGAGAGUAUACAUCCCUUCUUCAGGUCAGAGAAUACAGAUUACAAGGGAAGUGGCUACGAUCGUGGCCAUCUGGCUGCGGCUGGCAACCACAAAGUGGAACAGAAACACAUUGAGCAAACCUUCUUUCUUUCCAACAUGGCACCGCAGGUUGGUGUGGGCUUCAAUAGAGACUCCUGGAAUAGACUAGAGAAACAUGUUCGAAAAUUAACGAACGUUUAUAAAGACGUUUAUGUGUGCACAGGACCAUUAUAUCUUCCAAAAAAAGAGGCGGAUGGAAAAAAAUACGUACGUUACGAAGUGAUAGGUGCGAAUCAUGUGGCGGUACCCACACAUUUCUACAAAGUGAUUGUUGGUGAAACCAGUGAUGGCAAGCUAGAGAUGGAAGCCUUUGUAAUGCCAAAUGCACCGAUCGACGAUAAUACGCCGCUUACUAAUUUCCAGGUACCGCCCGAGAGCAUCGAACGCGCUGCUGGGCUUUUAUUCUUCGACAAAAUAUCGCGCAAUAAACUCAACAAGGUAAACGGCAAGAACAUAGGCUGGUUUUAACGAUAGCUUAAUUUAAAAGAUUACACCUUUCGCCUGAUGGUUAGAAUUUCUAUUUUUAAACUGUUUAAAUUGAAAUUUUAUAGUCUUAGUUUUUGACAUACUAUCCAGUGUAUCUCUAAGUCUAGUCAAUUAAUAUUCACACAUCACUGAAUAUAAUUUUUAAAAGCUUUAUUAUUUAUCAUAUUCUAUAUAUUAUUUUAAAUGUAUUAUCUUUUAUCGAAGUGAUAAAUACGUUUAAGAAUGUUUUAAAAAUAAAUAAAUACAUAGUUUUUUAAACUA